AACAAUUGACUUUGCUCAGUUAAACUUGCUUAGUCUAUUCGAAUAGUUAAUUGCCUCUCGCUGGCUUUUCUUUUAUUCGGCGAGGACGAACUGUUCGAGGCCAGGAAGAUUAAAACUGAAGUGAAUUCGAACGGUAAAAAGUGAGAUGUCUUCACGUAAAUCGGAGGAAGAAAACAUUCUACCCGCGCUCAGCGACGAAUCACUCGAGGAAGUCAACAACUACAUCAAAGAAGCAUUCGAUAUUUUGAAGCGAGAGACGAUCAAAGUUCGCAAGGAAAAGGAAGCUUUUGAUGAGGUUGCAAAGAAGAUAGAGCAUGUUCAUUUCUCGAAAAUGGUGAUGCUUAAUGUCGGCGGUCACUUUUUCUCGACCAGUCUAGCAACUCUGAAUAAAGAUCCAGGUUCGAUGUUACACGCCAUGUUUUCAAGCAGAUUUGACACAAAGCCAAGCGAGGAUGGAUCUUACUUCAUUGAUCGAGAUGGAACUCACUUCCGGUAUAUCCUGAAUUAUCUUCGCACUGGGCAGCUUAUUGUGCCUAAAGACGAGAUGGUUCGAAUUCGCGAAGAGCUACUGGCGGAGGCUGAAUUUUAUCAAGUUGAGGGAAUCAUCAGUGAGCUUACUGCGAGGCCAUUCAAGGAUUCUGUUGUUCUAUCCUCAGAUCAACGCGAAACCUUGAUGAAUUGGUUGAAGGAAACUCAAGCACUCAAUAACACCGGGGACAACUUGUUCUUUGGCUUGUUAUAUCGUGCUUUUCGUGAUGGCUGGGAUGCUGCCGACUUUCACGCCCGAUGCGACUACAAGGGUCCAACGGUAACGGUGAUCAAGAGUGGCAAAUACAUAUUUGGAGGCUAUACCGAGCAACAGUGGGAACACAUGGCUUUCGAAGGUUACAGAAAAGCUAGCGAUUCGUUCCUGUUCAGCCUUGUUAACCCAAGUGAUCUGCCGCCAACAAAGAUGUCUUUGAAAGCCGGAGAAGAAGAAUUCGCUAUCUUCUGCAGCAAUGACCGUGGGCCAGUAUUUGGAAGAGGUGCCGAUCUUUCAAUUGCGGAUUCUCCCAAGUCCUGCGGAUGCUCUGUAGACCUGGAUCACUCGUACCAGUGUCCACCUGAUGAGGAUUCUGAGACGUUUUUAACAGGAAAUGGGGAAUUUUAUGUCGAUGAAAUGGAAGUUUUUGGGUUUGAGAAGUGAUAAAUUAAACUGCUUGCUGGUUGUUUGACUGAACAGAAAAAUGUUUUGCUAGGGUAAUGAUCCGGCGUCUCAGCUGGAAAGUCUCUGUCGAACCUAGCUUUUGAAACGAGAGAAUAUCUCUGUUAACACAUAGCUCUUAGAAUGUUUAAAUAUGUUAGAUAGCUAAUAAUUGCGUUCACAGAAUGCUUGCUAAUCUUGCGCGUGGCUUCGCGCUUGAUCACGGUGGCGUACGUGCUUCUCUUGUUUCCAAUCUGAAGCGAUAAAGAUUGGCCAAACGCCUCAGUGCUUUUCUCAAUUCUCGUUUGUUGUCGUCUCCUGUCGACUAAUGAGGACCCAGUAACCUGAUGCAAACUGCUGUUCAGGGGUAACGGGGGCUAUGGGACUUGGGACUACUUACACGCUAAUUUUGAAGGCCCGUUCGGGUCAAAACUAUGCGAAUUACAGUCGAACCUCAAGCUUAGGUGGUUGAUUACGGGAGGUGGUCGCUUACGAGAGCUUAGACCGGUGUUGGGUCAAAAUUUAUCCUCAUUAGCUUAUGGUAACUUCAAGAUACUGAGAAGACUGGUAGAGUACAGUGUAUAUGCAUUUUUUCUUUAAAUUUUUAAAAGUUUUUCAUGUGCACGUGAAAAGUCAAUUUCGAGAAAAAAAAAUCUCGUACUUUCCCGGAAUGCAACAAUGUUACAACACCUUAUUAUCCAAUUUUCCCACUAUUAUCUGUCAAGGGGUCGCUUUCGGGAGGUUAAAGGAAACAGUUAAAACUUUUAGCUCUGAAAGUGGUCGCGGUCGUUUACGAGAGGUGGUCGCUUACGAGCGGUUCCAAAUAGAGUGAUUUGACUUGGAAAUUAACUAUUCAUAUCAUAGUUGGAAAACUGUCGGCUGAGGAGAAGUGGUCGCAUCCGGAGGUUCCACUGUAUUUCUAAAAACACAGAAGAAAUAAAACUGUUUGUUUAAUUAUU
Orbicella faveolata is the source of this 2142-nucleotide messenger RNA. RefSeq lists its product as uncharacterized. Gene Ontology annotation, molecular function: protein binding. The record is from RefSeq and is a predicted model, not a curated record. Gene Ontology annotation, biological process: protein homooligomerization. NCBI's taxonomy places the organism in Eukaryota, Metazoa, Cnidaria, Anthozoa, Scleractinia, Merulinidae.